Molecule: messenger RNA, 2149 nt
Organism: Elephantulus edwardii (Cape elephant shrew)
Lineage: Eukaryota; Metazoa; Chordata; Mammalia; Macroscelidea; Macroscelididae
Gene: TCF7L2
Product: transcription factor 7-like 2 (T-cell specific, HMG-box)
Exons: 14
Coding region: 1-1470 (489 amino acids)
Biological process (GO): canonical Wnt signaling pathway; regulation of transcription by RNA polymerase II
Cellular component (GO): catenin-TCF7L2 complex; beta-catenin-TCF complex
Molecular function (GO): RNA polymerase II cis-regulatory region sequence-specific DNA binding; DNA-binding transcription factor activity, RNA polymerase II-specific
Source: RefSeq, a predicted model, not a curated record
AUGCCGCAGCUGAACGGCGGUGGAGGAGAUGACCUGGGCGCCAACGACGAGCUGAUUUCCUUCAAAGACGAGGGCGAGCAGGAGGAGAAGAGCUCCGAACACUCCUCGGCAGAGAGGGAUUUAGCCGAUGUCAAGUCGUCUCUCGUCAAUGAAUCAGAAACGAAUCAAAACAGCUCGUCCGAUUCCGAGGCGGAAAGACGGCCUCCGCCGCGCUCCGAAAGUUUCCGAGACAAAUCCCGGGAAAGUUUGGAAGAAGCGGCCAAGAGGCAAGAUGGAGGGCUCUUUAAGGGGCCACCGUAUCCCGGCUACCCCUUCAUCAUGAUCCCCGACCUGACGAGCCCCUACCUUCCCAACGGAUCGCUCUCGCCCACCAGUAGGACAUAUCUCCAGAUGAAAUGGCCACUGCUUGAUGUUCAAGCAGGAAGCCUUCAGAGUAGACAAGCCCUCAAGGAUGCCCGGUCUCCGUCCCCGGCACACAUUGUCUACCCCCUCCCUUGCUGCCCUCAGGGACAUGACUGUCAGCACUUCUACCCCCCCUCAGACUUCACUGUCAGCACUCAAGUCUUCAGGGACAUGAAAAGGAACCACUCCUUACAAAAAGUUGGGGAGCCCUGGUGUUUGGAGUCGAACAAAGUGCCGGUUGUGCAGCACCCUCACCACGUACACCCCCUCACGCCUCUUAUUACGUACAGCAAUGAACACUUCACCCCAGGAAAUCCACCUCCACACUUACCAGCCGAUGUAGACCCCAAAACAGGAAUCCCACGGCCUCCGCACCCUCCAGAUAUAUCUCCAUAUUACCCGCUAUCGCCUGGCACCGUAGGACAAAUCCCCCAUCCGCUAGGAUGGUUAGUACCACAGCAAGGUCAGCCCGUGUAUCCAAUCACGACCGGAGGAUUCAGACACCCUUACCCCACAGCUCUGACCGUCAACGCUUCCAUGUCCAGGUUCCCACCCCAUAUGGUCCCACCACAUCAUACUCUCCACACGACCGGCAUUCCCCAUCCGGCCAUAGUCACGCCGACAGUCAAACAGGAAUCCUCGCAGAGUGACGUCGGUUCCCUGCACAGCUCAAAGCAUCAGGACUCCAAAAAGGAAGAAGAGAAGAAGAAGCCCCACAUCAAGAAACCUCUUAACGCGUUCAUGUUGUAUAUGAAGGAAAUGAGAGCGAAGGUCGUAGCCGAGUGCACGUUGAAGGAAAGCGCAGCCAUCAACCAGAUCCUCGGGCGGAGGUGGCACGCAUUAUCUAGAGAAGAGCAAGCAAAGUACUAUGAACUAGCCCGGAAGGAACGACAACUCCAUAUGCAGCUCUACCCUGGCUGGUCCGCACGGGAUAACUAUGGGAAGAAGAAGAAGAGAAAAAGGGAUAAGCAGCCAGGAGAGAGCAGUGGAGAAAAAAAAAGUGCGUUCGCUACAUACAAGGUGAAGGCAGCUGCCUCAGCCCACCCUCUUCAGAUGGAAGCUUACUAGACUCGCCGCCUCCCUCCCCCAACCUGCUAGGCUCCCCUCCCCACGACGCCAAGUCACAGACUGAGCAGACCCAGCCUCUGUCGCUGUCCCUGAAGCCCGACCCCUUGGCCCACCUGACCAUGAUGCCUCCUCCACCCGCCCUGCUCCUGGCCGAGGCCACCCAUGCCAAGGCCCCUGCCCUCUGUCCCAACGGGGCCCUGGACCUGCCGCCCGCCUCGCUGCAGCCGCCCAUCGCUCCGUCCUCAUCUCUUGCACAGCCGUCGACUUCUUCCUUACAUUCCCACACGGCGCUGGCCGGGGCCCAGCCCCAGCCCCUGUCCCUGGUCACCAAGUCGUUAGAAUAGCUUUAGCUUCGUGCACCCCCGGAUGCUUCGUCCACUCUUUGGUUCGCCUCUUCUUUCUUUUCCUCCCCCCCUUUGACAGGUUCUGUUUUUGUACCCUUUGAUUUUGUGCCGCGUGGCUAUAUUAGUUGAUGUUUUAUCGAGUUCAUUGGUCAAUAUUUGACCCAUUCUUAUUUCAAUUUCUCCUUUUAAAUAUGUAGAUGAGAGAAGAACCUCAUGAUUCUACCAAAAUUUUUAUCAACCGCUGUUUAAAGUCUUUGUAGCGUUUAAAAAAUAUAUAUAUAUACAUAACUGUUAUGUAGUUCGGAUAGCUUAGUUUUAAAAGACUGAUUAAAAAA